Messenger RNA from Cajanus cajan (pigeon pea), 1353 nucleotides. RefSeq names its product vacuolar protein sorting-associated protein 26A. NCBI's taxonomy places the organism in Eukaryota, Viridiplantae, Streptophyta, Magnoliopsida, Fabales, Fabaceae. Gene Ontology annotation, biological process: intracellular protein transport. The record is from RefSeq and is a predicted model, not a curated record.
AAUAGCUUUACCUACACGCACGUUCCUGGCUUUGUCACUGUGGACUGUUUGUUGCAUUUGCAUGUGCUGCUUCCCAUUCCGUUUUCCAUUUCCAUAACCCUUUUUCUCAAGAUUCUUCCUUUUUCCUCACUCUUUCUGAAAAACCAUGGUGGGUUUCUCUUUCUGAAGGCGAAAAUAAACAAACGUGAACGCAAUUGGAAUAUAAUUGCGGGAGCUUUCAAGCCUCCAUGCAAGAUCUUAAUCGCUUUUGCCGAUGGAAGAACUCGCAAGCAGGUUCGCAUGAAAAAGGAAAAUGGCCAAAUGGUCAUGGUUCCUCUUUUUCAAAGUCAUGAGAAUAUAGUUGGGGAGGUUAUUAUAGAACCUACAAACGGGAAGAAGGUCGAACAUAAUGGUGUAAAAAUUGAGCUUCUUGGUCAAAUAGAGUUGUAUUUUGAUAGAGGCAACUUCUAUGACUUUACUUCUCUAGUACGCGAACUUGAUGUUCCUGGAAAUUUAUAUGAAAGGAAAACAUACCCAUUUGAAUUCUCCUGUGUUGAAAUGCCAUAUGAAUCAUACAGUGGAAUCAAUGUUCGGCUUAGGUACAUUUUGAAAGUGACAAUUAGUCGAAAUUAUGUCAACAACAUUGUGGAAUACAUGGAUUUUAUAGUACACAAUUAUUCUCCAGCUCCACUGAUUAAUAACAGCAUUAAGAUGGAAGUAGGAAUUGAAGAGUGCUUACACAUAGAGUUUGAAUAUGGUAAAAGCAAGUAUCAUCUGAAGGAUGUCAUCGUCGGCAAAAUAUAUUUUCUUCUGGUGAGAAUCAAAAUAAAAACCAUGGAACUUGAAAUCAGGCGCCGAGAGUCAACUGGAUCUGGGACCAAUACAUAUGUUGAGACGGAGACCCUCUCAAAGUUUGAAUUGAUGGAUGGUGUUCCUGUCCGAGGAGAAUCAAUUCCUGUGAGAUUGUUCAUGAGUCCAUAUGAGUUGACCCCCACAUACCACAACAUCAAUAACAAGUUCAGUGUGAAGUAUUUUAUAAAUCUUGUUCUUGUGGAUGAAGAGGACAGACGGUACUUCAAACAGCAAGAAAUCACAGUAUAUCGGCUAAAUGAAAAAUCCUGAAUCUUAUGACAGAGGAUUAGGAAUUAUUCUUUUUGUGUCACCACUUGUGAGUGGUAAGUUUUCUAAUAAUGUCACUGUAGUUACUUGAAAGUGGAUACUAUUCUAUUCUAUUUUUUUCCCUUUUCAUCGAUGGGUAUGUAACUAUAACUAUCUCCUAAAUUUUAACAUCCAACUUUGCCCUGUCAUGUAAAGGAACUUAAGACUAGAAAAUGAAUUCUAGUGAUACAUACUCUACACUUGAAUAGUGUUUGA